UUAUUAUUAUCAAUUAGGGACGUAAUUUAAUACGAGAACAAUAAUAAUAAUGGGAAGAUGAGAAUUUAAGUACUUACAUUACAUACCAACCGCAACCUUCCGCUCUGGACGUGAGGCUACGUGCAGCUGGAAAAUAUUGCUGAGUUGGCUUGUUACGGUUACGUGUGAGUGGUGAAUAGUGAAUACUGUAAGUGUAAUCCGAUUACAGUACUUAAUCGUAUCGGUAUAUUCGAAUGGAAGUUUGGUUUGUAACAAACCGACUUGAUUAUUUUACGUUGAGUUUCCUUUUUGAGUGUAAAUUUGGAGAGUUUGAUUGUCUGUUGCCCUGUUUAAAGAUUCGCCAUGCCACCUGUAUUCUUAAACGCAAACACAUCCUCUACUUCGAUGGAAGAGUACCCCGCGCUGCGCGAUCUACUGAGCUUAGCGCCCAGCGAAUGGCAGCGCGCGGCGCCUUUCUUCCUGCGCGUUUUUGAUAACAUCCUCAGCGAUCCUUCCCAUUCCAACCCCAAGCUGCGACGCCUGAACCUAUCUUCGGGCAGCCUUAUCAGCUGCAUGGAUGCCUUUCCCGGGACGCUAGAGUUGCUCUUCCAGGUGGGAUUCCAGGAGGAUUCUGUCUCCAAUGAGCACCUUUUUUUGCCGCCUGAUAGCCCUGUGCAGCCGUUGUCUUUCUGUCGGAUUGUCCUGGCGCAGGAGGCGGCGCGCAGGGAAACGAGCGCCUGCACUGCGCCACCGCCCGCGGUGGUGGCUGUUGAACGGGAUGAACCGAGUGCCGCUAUGCCUGCGCCUUCCCUCUCCCAGCAGGCAACGCGGGAAGGAUGUUUGCGAAUGCUACAUAUGAUGACGAGCCACAUACGGCAGGUCCAGCAGUACCAAAAUCCGCGCUUCCAGGUGAAUGUGAUGAAUACGGUUCCCGUUGCGCGUCUCACAACGGAAUCCGCCCGGUUGUUAUCUGCCUUUCCUCACCAGCCGGGGAUGCUGCGAACCGCCUUUUUGUAUACCCUAUUACGCUGGUUCAAAACGGACUUUUUCACCUGGGUUAAUCAGCCGCCCUGUGAACACUGCCACUCCUCCGCCACGUCCCCUUUACCCCCGGGUCAUUCCUCGGCGCAUUCCCCGCUGCCCACGCCGACAGAAGCGCAGUUCGGAGCCAGUCGGGUGGAGAUAUACCUCUGCCAGCAAUGUGCCGGUGUCACGCGCUUCCCGCGCUACAACAAUCCCAGCAAACUGCUUGAGACGCGACGCGGCCGCUGCGGCGAAUGGGCCAACUGUUUUACGGGGAUCUGUGUGGCGUUAGGGUAUGAGGCGCGCUGGGUGAUGGACGAUGCGGACCAUGUGUGGACGGAGGUGUGGAGUGAGGAAGAGGAGCGUUGGAUGCACUGCGAUGCCUGCGAGACGGCGUUCGACCAGCCACUGUUGUAUGAGUCGGGUUGGGGCAAAAAGCUCGGCCACGUGCUUGCAUUUUCAAAGGACGAGGUGGCCGACGUCUCUUGGCGCUACUCGGCUGACCACACCGCCAUGCGGCGCCGGCGGGUGGCCAUACCGGAAGUGUGGCUGCGAACGACGCUGAAAACACUCAACGGGCAAUUGCAGCGUCCACUGUCAGCCGAGCGGAAAGCGGUGCUGUGGAAACGCCGCUGGGAUGAAUUGUCGGAGACGCUGUUUCCCCGUUCGGCUAAAGAUAGUGAAAAGACUGGCCGCAACUCCGGCUCCUUGGCGUGGCGGUUAGCCCGCGGUGAAACGGGUGAUGGUGGAGCUGAGCGUUCAUCAUUUGUAAUUCGGCCGAACGAGAAGGAAGUGGCCAACAAACGCCUGCUCGUCUCCUACAAUUGCGCUCGUGAUCAGUACACGCGCGCAGAUCAGACGCUAUCCGGCUUCGGAUCUUUAAUGUUCGAGCAAGAAAACAUCUUGCGUAAGGAAGAAGACGACUGGAAGAAGACCUACCUGGCGCGCCUGCCCGGGACGGCGAUUGGCCGGAUUGUAUGGAAGAUUAGCUGCGCUGACAGCGGUCUCAGUAUCAAGUCUGUCUCACUGCAGACCAAUCGGACGGUCUUCCACUCGGGCCAAGUGUCCGUAUCGCUCGCCGUCAGCGAUCAUUCAAAAACGGACAUACCGGAAGUUUACUCGCAGACAUUUCUAAGCGACAGCGUCACGAAACUGGAGAUCUGUGUGCAGCUGACUGGUGGGGACGGGGAAAGCGCAUGGCAGCAUGCUCAGCUUUUCCGGCAGGAUUUCAGCGAUCCGCACAAUGCCUUUGUCUUGGAUGUUCGCUUCUACUAACGCAGCCCUUCCGGUGUUCUCCGCAUCGGUUCUUUAUAGUUGACAUUUUUCACCAUAUUUGUGUUUUUUGCCUAUUUUGAAUUUUCUGACAUUUUUAUCUUUGUUUUGAUCGAUGCAUGCUCAUUACACUGUGAUGAAAAAACUAUUCCAAAAAAGUAAAUCCUGUCAGUCGU
Paramacrobiotus metropolitanus is the source of this 2450-nucleotide messenger RNA. Its product is annotated as peptide-N(4)-(N-acetyl-beta-glucosaminyl)asparagine amidase-like. Gene Ontology annotation, molecular function: peptide-N4-(N-acetyl-beta-glucosaminyl)asparagine amidase activity. The coding region runs from base 343 to 2277 and encodes 644 amino acids. Gene Ontology annotation, cellular component: nucleus; cytosol; cytoplasm. Lineage: Eukaryota; Metazoa; Tardigrada; Eutardigrada; Parachela; Macrobiotidae. The record is from RefSeq and is a predicted model, not a curated record. The transcript has 7 exons. Gene Ontology annotation, biological process: protein quality control for misfolded or incompletely synthesized proteins; glycoprotein catabolic process; protein deglycosylation.